This is a messenger RNA of Anisakis simplex (herring worm), 1062 nucleotides long. The record is from the annotation of a GenBank genome assembly. Lineage: Eukaryota; Metazoa; Nematoda; Chromadorea; Rhabditida; Anisakidae.
UCGUGGAAAUUGAAAACGAAUGAUGAUUCUAGGAUGCCGAAUUCUGGAGGCACGAGGUCGUUACAAGGCAGUCCAAGGAUAAGCAAACAGCAGCCACAGUUUGUUGGUCAACAGAUUUCAUCCACGCCAAAUAGUCCCAUGAUUAACAGGCGGAAAUUUGAUCGUAUCAAUCAGUGGAACCUAGAGCAUCAACGUUUAGCUCAUCUGAAGUGUGGCAGUAGUGGUGCACCGUCGACGAGGACAUCGUCAGUGAUAUCCGCAAUGUCCGGAAUAUCGAGGGUAAGCAACAUGUCAAUGAUGAGUGCACUGAGCAUAUCGACAGAAAUCAGUGAUCUACCGGAUAUGAACCAAAUGGUUUCCAUUCAUUGUAUUGAGCAUUCAUUUUCAUCUGUUUGCGUACCUUAUAUAAGAUCCGCACAAUACUCAUCGGCAUCGUCGUGUGCGUCGUUCGCAGAGAACAUUGAUCCCACUUAUUACUUGAAAGUUGAACAAGCCGUUGAUGAAUUGUCCGGCAAAAUGCGAUUGUUUGCUCAAAAUACGGAAGGGAUGCAUGCAAACGAUUCCCUAAGGCAUGUGGCCGAACGAAUCUACAAAUUAUCCCGUGAACACGAUCUCUCACGAAUUCCAUACAAUAAGUUAAGGGCAUACAUCAUAAAUACGAUGUAUCUGGUGAAAAUGGGACCAGAUAUCGAAGAGGUUGAACAAGCACUCUUGGCUGCAAUGUACAUAUUCUCAACAAAACCGGUAACCUUUCGGACGCUUCAAGAGAUAUUUCGGGAACACACCGAUGAGGUGCUUGCAGUGUUCGCGCAACGUCUUGAUCAUCGAUGUUAUUAUUCGAAUUUCGCAGCAAUAACAAUACACACAUUGUUGGUGUUCGCUUUCGACAGCAAACUUCGUAUUGGAGCUGCUACAAAAACGCAGUUGAUGAACAAAUUUGUGCAAUUGUUACGUGCGUUCGUACAGCUAAGUGUUGAACAUCGUCUACGAGAACGCAAUAAGCAUAUUAUCAUCGAUACGGUACGCAUGUUGGCUCAUCGAGAGGACUCGAUCAAGGUUUGA